Messenger RNA from Perca flavescens (yellow perch), 5903 nucleotides. RefSeq names its product protein sel-1 homolog 3. The coding region runs from base 2052 to 5384 and encodes 1110 amino acids. The record is from RefSeq and is a predicted model, not a curated record. NCBI's taxonomy places the organism in Eukaryota, Metazoa, Chordata, Actinopteri, Perciformes, Percidae. Gene Ontology annotation, molecular function: protein binding. The transcript is spliced from 25 exons.
AAAAAACAACCAAAAACUGAACGAUUAAGUGAGAGAGCCGAGGAGUGGAAACUUGUCACGUCUGCGUAGGGGGUAAGUGGCUUCACUUCAAUAAACUAGUGCAUCGCGAAGAUAAAGAAAAAAGUGCUUUAGUCGAUUAGAAUAGAGCUUACCGUGUGUUCGCAGCUCUGCUCCGGUGGCUCUCUGGUUUAACGGAGCUGAAAUGAUCCAACGUGGGAAAGGAUGCCGAGGUUCAUCAGAGCUCAACAUGAGUCCUCUCUGCUCCUGCGUGUCCACCCUUUUGAGGAGAUGUGAUAGAUGUCUACACAGUUUCCUGAGUAUGCAUCCCUGUGUGUGGCUCUGUAUACAGCCUCUCUGGCUAUCGAUGUGGCCUCGCCCACUGUCAGCCCCCAUUGAACCCCUUGGUCCAAAAUGGAGUAGGCAUAGGGUGAUCCCGAGCCCACGGAGAAGAGGGUUCCCUGCAGGCGAGUACCAUCACUGCACACAUAGUACAGACUGGGUCCAGAGAAACUCACUUUCUUUCUAGUAAAGCACUGUUGACCAACAAUUGUUGAAGAAGUGCUCUGAGCCAGAGCGGCCUUUUCAAGACUUGUAUCUACAGACUUCCCAAGAUCAGCCAUUUGCCUCUUUGUUGUUUCUCUACGACCGCUGAGAUCAAUCUUUGCACCUCCAUGGUCAUGGCAUUCAUCUACCUCUCCUCCGUCCCACCCACACAACGUGGCAGCCACACACAGCUCGGUUCCCUUAAACGGGUGUAGCAUGUGGGAAAGCAAUUUGGCAGCUCCGCUCGUGGACAACCGUCGGCCGUGGCGGAGUUGGUAGAGCCGCAGUUCUCGAGCCAGAAUCCGUUUCCAAAGGGCACAGUCGGCCGAAGUACCUGAAGUAGUGCCCACCAAGUGACUGUGAACAGGCAGGAUCUUCUGGGCGGCUGGGCACGCCACGAGCCCAGAGCAACUGGAACGAGUGUCCGCUGCAGCCAACACGCCGCCCUGAAAGAUGAAGGCCAGGGUGGUGGUGCCGUGAGACAUGGGGAAAGGCAGAGGGACAGACUGAGAGGAGGCCAGAGGAAGGCAUGUGGGCAAGGAGAGGGAUGGUAAGAUGGAGUCUUGAUAUGAGACAGUGCUGGAGCUCUGGACAGUGCUAAUUUGCCCAAAUUGUAUCGGGCUUUCAUUCAGGUACUCUGCAACUGGUAUGUAAAAAUUGAACAGACUUGUUCUGUUGCUAGAGGGCAAACCACUUACAUAGUUACAAUCUGUCUUCUUUCCAGCAAGCACGGAAGAACAUUCGGUGGUUAUACUGUCCAGAAAGAUGUCCUGGAAAUUGCACAGGUCCUGUAAAGCCAUUGAAUGAUUUUUUUUUUCUUCUCAAAAAUACCCCUCUCUUAUCAAGUCCAAUCAAAAAAUGAAUAUGAACUGCCUGACAAAGGUUUGUAUGCCACCUAGAGUUGUAGAUGGUAGAUUUUAGCAUCAGUCACCCUUUAUAUAGAUAACAAGACAGCGUUCAUCUAUGUGUGGUCAUCUAAACCCAACAGCAACAGUUACUAAUGCCUCAUUCCCUUUGACUUUGAAGCAUAAAAAGUCAGUAGCCCAUGGGUAAUUAAUUUUGGCUGCUGUAUCAGGUUGUUUUUCAGAUCAGAUUUCUUCAAAGUCUUGUGUGGGAGUAGGCCAAAUAGGACGCAGGGUAAGGGCACGGCUUCGGCUCGAGCACAUCAAAUUAAGUUAGACUCUGAGCUUUGAUGCAUCACUCCCAUGAAAAGUUCCCUCAUAGAAUCAGGAAUAAAAUGCAUCAAACAACAUUUUUGUUGUGCAGCAGAGUCAAUUUAGCCAAGCCCUUUAGGUACUGUAGCCCUUUAAAAGGCAAUUCGUGCAAACUGCUGAACUUGCAACACCAGUAUAUCAGGUAAUGCUGCAUCACAUGGGAUGUAUGCUCGUACAACUGCCACCUGUUUAGGAAGUACUCUGCCAUGUGCCAACAACUGACGGCCAACAUUAUUUUACUAACUUCAUUUGUCGAAUAAUGUUUGUUUUUAUCUUUUAAUUCAGCCAAAAAAAAUGAACGUGUUACACUCAAUCUUUUGUGGAUAUGUCUUCACUGCUGCUAUUAUAAUGGGACAUUGUGUGUUACAAGCCAUUUCAACCUCUCCAUCCCAGACUGGUGAGAGCCCGCCUGACAAUUUCAUAGGGUUUGACUCAGCCCCUGACAAAGUGAUAGACGGCUCAGUGGUCCGUGUGCGGCAUCGUUGCUCCAGGCCGUGUCAGCUCGCAGUGGAAGUGGUGGUGUCUACAUUAGGGGAGACAGAUUUAGUGGUCUUCAGGAGGAAAUGGUUUAGCAGCACACCCCGAGUCUACACGAUCCAACAGGUGCCACUCAGAUUGCCUACAUCCAUUUUAUAUCAACGCAACUUUUUCAACAGGCGCGUCUUAGACGCCCAGAAUGUGACAGUUCGUGCUUGGUUAGGCCAUCUUAACGAUGGCAGGGAACCUGGGACAUACCAAUGCUCCAUGUUGAGGAUUUAUAAAGUGCUACAGAUAGAGCCACUCUCAGAGCGUCCAACUAAACCUCCCGCUGAGUGCCCUUCAUGGCCUGCUCAACUGAUGUGGCAGAUUAUCAGAAACAGAAUUCAUCAUUGUCCACAUGAGUCAGACGUAAUCGAUAUGCUGAAGUUCCCCCUGGCAAGUCCCGGUGAGCAUUUUGGAGUGGUACGCAGGUUCCAGCCUUUUAUUGACAGAGCCCUGGAGAGCGCCCGUCUUCAUGCUGUGACACAGCCCAGCGUCACAUUAUCUGUGUGGAUCUACCUACUAAAAUGGUGUCACAAGAAGCUCUGUGGGAUCAUCCAUCACAUGGAUAGGAAAAAUGUAUACGACUCGGCUCUGAUGCAGCUUACAGACACAGGGAACGUCAUAUUUCAGGCACGUGUGACAACAGGAGAAGAUGAAGCUUUCCGAACCAGUGUAGUGUUGCCCCGGUGGAAAUGGAUUAGAUUGGACUGUUACAUACAGGACUCCAAGGUGCUGCUGGAUGCAACGUGGGAUGAUGAAACCCGCAGAUAUGAAUAUGAAUUUCAGGACAGUGUCCAUUACGAUGACACUGAUGGAUACUUUGUGAUUGGAGGAAGCAGGUACAUGCCAGGCAUCCAUGGGUAUUUUGGGCCUACCAGGUACUAUCGUUUUGGAACUGAAGAGGUUAAAAACCAACUUCACCCCGAGUCAACAUUACUGCAGCUGGAUAAGACCCAUCAGCAGUGUCAGGAAAUGAAAGCAUUUACACAAGCUUUUCUCCAAGAAGUAACUGCGAGUCAAGUCGCGUCACCAAUCAACACAGAUGCCUGUACCCCUCACUUCAUAAGACUGUGGGCUCAGUCUGGAGAGAAAAUCUGCAUCCAAACAUGGACCUGGGAAAAACAACUUAAAUACAGCACACUUUUUCAUUUCUUGCAAACAAAAGAGGAGGAAUUCAGAGCAGGAUCUUUGGGCAUGAAGGACCUCGGGAGUACUUUAUUUGAGCAGGCAGUUGGUUCAAUGUUCACUGUGGAUCAGGCACAGUGUAAAAUCACAUUCAAAUCAAUGGCUCUGCUUCAAGUAUCCUCCUGCUUUGGAAAUCACAAAGCGUCUCUGCUGUUGGCUACUAUCCACCUCUCGGGCCUGGGCCACUCAGUCGAUCAUCAACAGGGUCAUGUCUAUAGUUUGAUUGGCGCAUCGGGGGACAAUCGUUUUGCCCUGAUGCAUGCUGGGUACAAGCACACACAAGGAAUUGAUGGGUUUCCAAAAGACUUGGACAUGGCUUACAGCUACUAUUCCAACGCUGGGGCACAGAGCAACAUUGAUAGUUUCAGGAUACAUGAAAAUGAGCAACACACACUUGAACACAUCUAUCUGAGCAAUCAAGAGGAUUUAAACAGCCUCACACAUGACACAAGUGACGUCUUUCAAUAUCUGAAAUACAAAGCAGAGAAAGGGGACAUAGAAUCUCAGAAACGCCUGGGAACAAUGCUUUACUGGGGACAACGAGGAGUCUCAAAAGACAUAGCGAGUGCGAUGAAGUGGUUUGAAAGAAGUGCUAUGCAGAUGAAGGAUCCUUCAGCAAUGUACGACUACUCCAUCCAACUGAUGAAGGGCCAGGGAGUGAAAAGAAACUACACCCGAGCUUUUAUGCUGCUGACGAAGGCUGCAGCGAUGGGCUCAAUUAAUGCCCUGAAUGGUCUUGGCUGGUACCAUGGGGUCAUACUGAAUGACCACAAAAAUGCAGUGAAAUACUUUGUGCAAGCAGCGCUAAAUGGGAGCGGUGAUGGCAUGUUUAACCUGGGAAUUUAUCAUCUCAGCGGGAAAAACCCGGACAACCCUUGGAGGAAUGAGACGGCUGCGCUAAUGCAGUUUCUGAAUGCGUCUCGGCUAGGUCAUGUAGCUGCAUCAGUGGAGGCAGCUUGGUACCUUUCGACAGGAAGCCUGGAAGGGCUGUCUCGAGAUGUGGAGAGGGCUGUGAUAAUGCUAAAAAAGGUCUGUGAACAGAAUGGACACCUUGGAUUUAUGGUCAGAACUGCUCUCCAGGCCUACCUCCAGGGCUCUAGGCAGGAAGCAUUUGUGAAGUAUGUUUUGGCAGCUGAAACAGGUCUGGGUUUGGCCCAGAGCAAUGUUGCACACCUGUGCCAGGAACUGAAUCUCAGUUAUGAUUGUCAAUGGAGAUAUCAUAACUACUCUGUAUUAAACUAUGAUCCCCAUCCAUCCGCGCUGCUGAAAAUGGGAGACCACUACUACUACUCUUCCUCCAGCAAGCGAGAAGACUCAUUAUCCUUGGUUGAUCAGGCCAUGUCGAUGUAUGGCAGAGCAGCUCUAGCAGGAAGCCCUCAGGGGAUGUUCAACUUGGUGGUUUUGGCGCAACAAGGCCACAUUCUUCCAUUGAGCAUCCGUGGCUUGUUUAAUGUGUCACAUUGUGAUGAGCAGGACAUCGUGGUGAAGAUCUUAGAAAGAUGUGUGGAGACUGAGGAAAAAGAAGCAGUAACGCCCUGUUCUCUAGCACUGCUCGGAGUCCAGAUGGGAAAAGCCUUGAGGAGAAUGACUCAGAAUCGUGCACAGCUCCUCCUGGCAUAUGCAUCUCUUCUUUCUGUCGUCGUCAUUAUUGUCAUUGUGCCAUUGCAGAGCUGUCUCAAACACAGGGUUCCCAGUCGCCGAGUCUUUGCACUGAGGGCAAGGACAUCGCCUGUCAGCCAAGAUGGUGUGACUAGAGAGCAAGAUGGCAUCAUGGGAGGAACCUACAGAGCAACAGGGAAUCCAUGGCUUACCAUACUGAGUGGCGAGCAGCGUUUCCGGCAGACCUACGAUUUGGCCGUGACUCUGUCGGGCGUGUGCCUGUGUGCUUCCUGGACCACACUCCUCUAUCAUCUCUUAUGACAUACAAUGCCCAGCACAGUGAUCCAAUAGCCACAGCAAAAGCCUCAGACACUACAUAUUGUAAGAGCAUACAUUUAGAGGAUGAGUUACGCACUGUUCAUGUGACACAUUUGUGUUUCUGUGACUCAUUUGAAGUUAUAAGACAGGAAGGAGGGAAGUGCUGAUCAGAGUGUGAGUGUGCUGCUUUAUCAGCAUGGUGAUAACCAUUUUUAUAUUGUUUUAUUUGUGGAAAACAAAAAUACUUAUCAUGUAGUUCAUUUAAUUAGUGCUGAGUCCGUCCUGCAGUUUAUAUGGUCUCUGGGAUUUGGUGCCAAGGAAGCAGAGUGAAGCUACUCUUAUGCAACGUGUAUGUCCGGUUAAACAUAUUUGAAUAUUUUUUUAUUAUUAUUAAGUCAUUUAUCUUGUGAAAGCACUGUUAAAACUGACAGACACAUUUAAAAGCAUAACGGCUCAUCCACAGCCUCAGUGAUGGAUGUUGAAGGAGAUGCUGGGAUUACAUUUCACUGAAAUUGUACCUCG